Jatropha curcas is the source of this 5803-nucleotide messenger RNA. RefSeq names its product serine/arginine repetitive matrix protein. The record is from RefSeq and is a predicted model, not a curated record. Lineage: Eukaryota; Viridiplantae; Streptophyta; Magnoliopsida; Malpighiales; Euphorbiaceae.
UGAUAGAAAGGACAUUUCAUUGCAUAACAGUAUAACACAAUCCAAACAUAUUUCAUAGCCUUACUUGAAGCUGUGUACGAGCCGGCUCAACACUUUUAUUCCGGAAACACCCUUCUCUCUACUUCUCAUUUCCCAUUUUUUGACGAUCCCAAAACAUGGACAUAACAGUAAAUUAACGAAGGCCAAUUUCCAUUGCCGAUCAAAACUCAGGGCGCCCCGUCCUCCAUGGCUUUGUACGAACCUUCGAUUUGGAGCUCUAACUCUUCCUCAUCACGAUUGUUAAUUUCCAAUCUACGAAUCACUCAAUCUUUACUUCUCGCUCACUAUUUAGCAUUAUUUUAACUAUUCAAGGUGCAUUGCCCUCCGACAAAAGCUCAAACGGGCUUUAUGUGUGGUACUAUAAUUGUGUCAUGCAUUAUUGUAUUUAUUGGGUUUGUAAUAUAGAGGAUGUGAGGAAACCAAUGCAAUGGCAACAUCUAGUAAGUUUGAUCUGUCUGCUGAUAGCCCAGAUAGGCCACUGUACACUGGCGGGCAGCGUGGUGGAUCCCACUUAACUGCUCAGUUAGACAGAUCAGGUAGUUUUCGUGAGAGCAUGGAGAACCCAAUCCUAUCUUCUCUCCCAAACAUGACACGAAGCAGUUCUGUAGUAUCACAGGGAGAUAUUGUGAAUUUCUUUCAAUGUUUGCGUUUUGAUCCAAAGGUGGUGGCUGCUGACCAUAAGUCUAAUCGUCACGGAGACUUUAAGCGACACUUGAAUGUUGCACUUGGCAUUUCAAUGGAUGAUUCUCCAUCCGGUCCUUCAAAAAGCAAAGCACCUGCACCUGAGGAAAUCAAGCGAUUCAAACUUUUUUUGCGUGAAAAUAAUGUCAAGGCCAGGGAACGCACAAAAAUUUUCAAUGAAGCCUUAUCCGUAUUCAACAAGUUUUUCCCAAGCAUUCCAUCAAAGAAAAGAUCUAGAGCAGAAGGCUUUUCUAGUGAUCGGCCAAAUGCAUUGUUAUCAAGUGACCGAUCAGUUCCGGGACCAAGCCUUGGUAAGAUGGGAAUUCAUAAUCACACUGUUACAGGUGGUUUUGAACUUGAACAGCAAAAAUCGGAGGAGAGAACCAAAAGUGUUGUUCCAAACAAGCGGACACGAACUUCUUUGGUGGAUGUGAGGGGCAAUGCUCUUGUCAGGCCAUCUGGUACAAUAGAUAGAGAUAGGGAAAUGCUAAGGCUGGCAAAUAGUGGUGCAGUUCAGGGCGAUGAUCGAACUUUAUCAAUUGGUGUUGAAGGUUGGGAAAAGACAAAGAUGAAGAAGAAGCGUUCUGGGAUAAAGCCAGAUGUUUCUCCAAGCUUGGUAUCAACUAAACACACGGAUGGCUAUCGGGAGUCCAAACAGGGAAUGCAGCAAAGACCUGCUACUGAUGCUCGAUCUAGGUUAAAUAGCGACUCUCAUGGGUUCAGGCCAGGAGCUGCGAAUGGCAGUGUGGCAAUUGGAAAAUCAGAUGGUAUCUCACAGUCAUCAGGCUUGAGUAUGCGGUCAUCCAUCCCUAGGGCUGAUCUUGACAACAAUUCUCUACUCAAUGACAGAAGAGAACGUUCUAUUGGUUCUGAUAAGGAAAGAGUUAAUCUCAGAGCUGCUAAUAAAGCAAACCUUCGUGAUGAUUUUAAUUCAGCAAGUCCAACUUCAAGCACAAAAAUGAAUGCAUCUAUCCGAGCUCCACGAUCGGGUUCGGGCAUUGCCCCAAAGUUGUCACCAGUUGUCCAUAGAGGAACCGCUCCAAAUGAGUGGGAGCUUUCUCAUUGCACAAGCAAGCCACCCACAGCUGGCGUUACCAAUCGUAAGCGCUCAGCUUCAGCUCGGUCUUCAUCUCCACCUGUUGCUCAUUGGGCAGGCCAGAGGCCACAGAAGAUUUCCCGUACUGCUAGAAGAACAAAUUUGAUUCCAAUUGUUUCAAAUAAUGAUGAAAGUCCUGCUUUGGAUACUGUAUCUGAUGUUUCAGGUAAUGAACUUGGAUUGGGAUUUUCCAAGCGUUUGAGUGGAAAUUCUCCCCAGCAAGUUAAAUUGAGAAACGAACCUUUAUCUUCAGCUGUGUUAUCUGAAAGUGAGGAAUCAGGAGCUCCUGAGAUUAAAUCUAAGGACAAGGCUAAAAGAUCUGAUGAGAUUGAUGAGAAAGUUGGACAAAAUGUUCAGAAGGUUUCAACUCUGGGCCUUUCGUCAAGAAAAAAUAAGCUUAUCACUGGGGAAGACCUUGGAGAUGGAAUACGGAGGCAAGGGAGGACCGGACGGGGUUUCACCUCUAGGACUUUUAUGCCAAUGUCGGUUGAGAAGGUUGGCAAUAUGGGAACAGCAAAACAGCUUAGAAGUGCCAGACUUGGUUUUGAUAAAAAUGAAAGCAAGGCUGGUCGUCCACCGACUAGAAAACUUUCUGACCGAAAGGCAUAUCCACGUCAAAAGCAUACAACAGUCAAUGCAACAGCAGAUUUUCUUGUCGGUUCAGAUGAUGGGCAUGAAGAGCUAUUGGCUGCUGCAAGUGCAGUGAUUAACCCUGCUCAUGCAUUUUCCAACUCAUUUUGGAGCCAAAUGGAAACAUUCUUUGGUUUUAUAUCUGAUGCAGACAUUACUCAGUUGAAGAAUCAGGGAAAUAUUGAAUCUACUCUGCCAUCACCAACUCAGGUUUCAUCUGAUGUAAAUUACUUGAAUACACUCCCUAAUGGAUAUGGUAUGAUUGGAAAUGGGGGAAAAGUGGGGCUUUCUACUGAAACAAGGCUGUCUGAACAGUUAGUGCCUGGAGGAAGAGAUAUUCCCCUUUGCCAAAGACUCAUUGCAGCAAUAAUUUCGGAGGAAGAUUGUACACAUGGAAAUACGGACCUGGAAUUUGAUACAUAUAAAACUGAAUUUGAGAUGGAUGGAGAGUCAGGAUCAAAUGGUUUGAGUCAUGUAGAAAACUUAAAGUUUGAUGGACAUUCUAUAUUUAAUGGUUACAAAGUGACAGGGAAGACAAAACACGAUGAGGCAGAGAUUGAUGCUUUGUGCAUUCCUAGCAUGGCCAUAUAUUCAAACUUCAAUCCUUCUAUAAAUGGUGUUAUUUCUGACCAGGAAUUGGUUCCUGGCCUGGCCUUUUCAGGAUUUCACUAUGAUGAUGUGCUGAUAAAUGAUAAUAUUUAUCUGGAGGUUCAAAGCAUUGGAAUUUUUCCAGAACCAAUGCCUGAUAUGCAGUUGGAGGAUGAAGGAAUCAGUGGGGAGAUCGUCAAGUUAUCGGAGAAGCACCGUGAACAGGUUUCAAAGAAGAAAGGUUUGCUAGAUAAACUGUUGAAAUCUGCCUCAGAAACGAAAGAACUUCAGGACAAGGAAUUUGAACAACUUGCUCAUGACAAGCUUCUCACGAUGGCUUAUGAAAAGUAUAUGGCUUGUUGGGGUCCUAGUGCCACUGGUGGGAAGAGUUCCAGUAACAAAAUGGCGAAGCAAGCUGCCUUAGCUUUUGUGAAACGAACAUUAGACAGGUGCACUAAAUUUGAAGAUGCAGGCAAAAGCUGCUUCAGUGAACCCUUGUUUAGGGAUAUAUUUCUUUCUAGGUCUUCCCACCUGAAAGGUGCAAGAUCAGUGGGCACUCCUGUGAAUGAGGAAUCUGGGAAACUGUAUGCUAAUACCUCAAGCCGCUCCCUAGAAAAUAGAGUUUCAGCUUCUAUGGGUCCACAGCCAAGUCCUCGAACUUCUCGGUUGAGUCAGAAUGGGGAUGGCUAUGUUGCUAAUCCUGAUUUGCUUCCACCAGCAAAUCGCUCAGCUGAACAGUCUACUGGAAAAGAAGACACCUGGUCAAACAGGGUGAAGAAGAGGGAAUUGUUGCUUGAUGAUGUUGGUGGUUCUACUUCUAGUGGCCCCUUAGGAAUUGGAGGGUCUCUAUCAAGCAGCACAAAAGGAAAGAGGAGUGAGAGAGAUAGGGAGGGAAAGGGGCACAACAGAGAGGUUUUAUCAAGAAAUGGAACUAAUAAAAUUGGUCGUCCAACAUUAUCUAAUGUUAAGGGAGAAAGGAAAUCUAAAACAAAGCCCAAGCAGAAAACUCAAUUAUCUGUUUCUGUAAAUGGCCUUCUUGGCAAGAAACCCGAGCAACCUAAAUUGACAUUACCUUCAGAGGCAAAGUCGGGUGAAAUCACUAUUAGUAACAAUGGCAAGGAAAAGGAUGGUUUUGGCUUGGAUGUUUUGGAUGAUCCUGAGGCUAUUGAUUUGUCCAGCCUGCAGCUACCAGGAUUGGAUGAUGGCCAGGGGCAGGAUCUGGGUUCAUGGUUAAACAUUGAUGAUGAUGGAUUACAAGACCAUGAUGACUUCAUGGGCCUUGAAAUUCCAAUGGAUGACCUUUCAGACUUAAAUAUGAUAGUUUGAAAUCUUUCUCUGUAUAGUCUUGUUCAUUAUACUAUUGACAAAGAAACAUAAUCACUGUUGUCAAAAAAUGACCAGUUACAUGGACGGUCAUUUGGCCACGGUCCACAAUUAGGUUAUAUAGAUUCUUUGGUAGACUUCACAAGAUUUUUAAGUGAACCUUUCGAAUGCUUUGGAUUUUGUUCCCGUGUUAAGUUGGUAACUUCGACUGUAAAGAUCUUUUGUUCAAGGUACAAUUUAGCAUGUCACAAGUUAGUAUGUCGUAGCAUUUACAUCCCAGCAAACACUGUAUCCUGCCAUGUAGCUUUUACAAAUCAGAGAACAAUGCCUCUUGUACAUACAUUUUAUAUUUCUAAUAAAAUCCGCUUUCCAUUCAGUGUAAUUUCUCUCUUCCUGACCUACAGGUGUUGCUUUUUGCCUUUUUCUUUUUAAUUUAAUUUUUAAAUUUCAGGUAUCCUAUGGUAGAACUGAUUUUCUUUUUAAUGCAGUUACUUGUUCUUGAUGUAGUUCAUUGAGACCAUCUCAUGCCUAAAGAGCAAGGUAUUCAUAAUUACUUGGUAUAAUGUGCUUUUUUCACCUUUUGCUGCCCUAGAGGUUCUGGUUACCUGAAUAUACUAUGCCCAUUUAAGGUAAGAUUUUUCCCAUCCAUUUUUGUUCUUCCCCUCUUUUUAGAAGUUAUUACUGGAGAUUGCAAUUGUUGUGAGCCUUGUUAUUUAACAGUACUGCAGAUUUCAGUUGUGAGUUGUGAUAUUUGGUGGUAUACUCAAUGUCUUUAUGGAUAUAAGAUUAUGUCAAAUAACAGGAGUUCCCAUAUGCCUCUCUAAUUAAGAAUAAUAUUGGGAUAAUUUUUUUACUGUUCAUAAAAUAACUCUUCAACUAUCUAAAGCAGAAAUAAUCAUAUCUUCUAUAUGCUUUCUGUUGCAAACCUGAUACAGGCAAUAUUUGCAGGACAUAUUGUUUGGAGUUAUCGGUAUCCCUUUUUGCAGGAUGCAUACAUACCUGAAAUGAAAAUUGCCAGCAAGUCAUCUUCUGUGACCUAAUUAAUUUGCACCUAUUUUAAAUAUUGGAGGAAAAGUUCUGCACCUGUCCAUGUUGCAAGAUUGUGGCUCAUUGUACACGCACGAAGCUCUGCUCAGUCCUCAAAAUUUGACCUUGUGGGGAAGUAGCUCAUUUAACUUGCUUUUAAGUUGUAAGUGAUUGAUCGGAACUCAUUUAGCACUCUCUUAGUCUUUAGUUAAUUAAUGUUCCAGUGGAAAAUAUAACCUACAUUCUUCGUCCAUAACCACAAGUGCCUCCUGAUCUUAAAAUAGUAGAUGCACAACUUUUAAAUCAAUGCACAAUCUCCUUUGCCUAUCUCCACUUAUUCUCUGGUAAAGACUUUUAACAUUUUGAUGAUGCAUACAAGUUCAUAACCACUUCAGUUUACAUCAAAUAUUUGCUUUGGAA